AUGUCGUCGGUAUCUCCGGUAUCGAGCGUAGCUCCCGGCAGUAGCAUCGCUCCCAGCGUGGGGAGCAUCGAGCCCGCACCGACACGGAAGAAGCGGACGAUCGCUGUAGUUCGCAAGCGUGGGGACCGCCGCCUACCCGGCUCUAGCGAAGAGGAAAAUGGUGGCGUGCCACCAACGUCGCCGAAGAAAAAGACGCUGUUGGUUGCGCGCCGACCUCGAGCGAGCGAGGGACGGCUGUUUGAGCACGAGGCAGCGCCGCAUCGCCAUGCAGCCGCACCCGGUACCAUGCCCGGAGACCGGGUGGUCGGGGGAGGGGCGUAUGGUCACGGCGGCGGUCAGUUUCCUUCGUCGAUGGUGGUAGGGAAGCUGCAGUGGCGCCCGGACGGACGCGUGCUCGACAAGAGCGUGCUCGGCACAGCCGAGGCCUUCGAAGAGAUGGACGCCCAGCUGGGGUGGGUAGAUCGCCCAGGAGGGGCAGAGGAGGACUCCUUGCACCCGCUGCAGGGAACGGAUUCGUCCGUGGGCUCGUCGCCUAGCCUGAGGAGCAAGCAAAGUUUUCGGAGCCUGAGAAGCAAGCCAAGUUGUCGGAGCCUGAAGAACAGAGAUCGUCAGCCCACCGGAGAUCGCGGCGGGAACGGCCGAGGAAGCCGCCCGGGGACAUCUCCGGACGGUCAGUCGGCCCUGCAGGGAGAGAUGGAGAGUUACAUGCGCCGCAUCUCGGAGGCGGAGGACACCGCGAUAAGAAACAGGGCGGCAAGCGCGCGCAAGGAAGCUAAGCUGAUGGAUCAUGUCGGCCUGACGGAGAAGCUGACUAUGCAACGCGAGGGAAACUCGAUGCGGCAGUGGAAGCGCAGGCAGCGCGAUUGGGACCGCGUGAGCCGGCACAUGGCUGCCAAAACGGGGAAGGCGCCGGAAGACUUGGUGAUGUCGACGGCGGACGAGUAUCGCGAGAGAAGCGAGGAGUACCAGCUCAUACACUCCGCCAUCCCGACUUACGAAAAGUUCAGCAGCGACGGGUACUGGAUGAUGUCGCUGAGGGGGUUCGGGGAGCGCAGCUGCAACGUCGGCAACAUCUUCAGCGGGCUCACGUGCAGCAUCAACGACCAGAUGGCACCACCUCGCGCCGUCCGGAAGCCCACGGGCCGCCCCGCGGACGCGACGCGCAAGCGAACCUGGCGCAAUAGCGAGGCCCUCGCCGCCCGGAAGAGGGAGCUCGCGCCUGUCCUCAGGAGCCUGCGUCCACAGCAGUUCCAGCCCGAUGAGACCGGCGGGUUGGUCGUGCAAGGGGAGGAUCUGUUGGAAUGGGCCGCACAGUCCAGCCGGCAGUACUUCCAGCUGCGCCACCUACAGGAGUCAGAGGCCGUGAUUACUGGGCUGAACUCGCUUGAGGCGGAAUGCCACAGCACCGAGGCGGUGGAACACCUGCUGCUGCCGCUGGGAGGGACGAACGGCGACCGCGCCGACGCGGGUUCGGUCUCGAGGUCUUCCCCUCGACCGGGGCCGGCGAUGGAGGUGAUCUCCCCGUCUACGCUACUGAUCGAGUCCAGCGCGGGGGCGACAGCCCUGAAGCAGGCCACGGUUACCGUUCGAAACACGGGCUCCACCGCGCUCUUCUUCUCUUGGUCGAGGGUUCCCAGGGGAGAGACCAUCGUUAGCACCAACGGAUCCCCCGUUGGUGGCGGUGGAGAGGGUGUUCCAAGAGGAUCGGACGCCGAGGCGGCGGGAGGAGGAGUGGAGACUGAGCAGAAUCGGGGGGUGACUUCGACCGCUAACGAUAAGGCCGCUGCCGCCGCAGCAGCCAGGCAUGCCGCGCUGCAGAACCCGGACGGUCGAUUCUUCUGCUCCCAGGCAACCGGAACAUUACUGCCGGGCGAGACGGCGACGACCUCUUUUUCGUUCAAAAGCGCCGACCCAGGCAUAUUCAGCGACUGUUGGCGCCUUGAGACUGCCCCGCCGGCUGCCUUUGUCUUGUCCGCACCGCCCCUACCGUUGCCGCCGCCGUUAACUACGGCGGCCGAUUCCAAGAACGUCCUUCCGAACGACGAUCGAAAUCUUGUUAGCCAAGCUCAACGGGCCGUCGAAAGCUCCGUCGUGGUUAACUCGGCAAAAACGAGUGACGGCGGCGAUGCUGUUGCCGUUCGAGGUCGGAGUAACCAAGACGAAGGGAGGUACGGCGGUGGCGGUGGCGGUGACACGGCGACGGCUUCCAGGGUAACCGGAGGCUCGGUGGCGUCAACCGGCGGGGGGAUUGAGGUGGGCUUGAGGGGGGUGGCCCUUGCGCCUGAUACGCGGGGGCACGUGAGGAAGAAGCUGUCCCAGGGGGUGAUGAGGGGCAUUCUCGCGGCAAAGGUGGAGGAAAUCGUGAGGGAGGUGGUCCGCGGUGUUCGCACUCCUGUCCGCGAAGAAGAGAUACGCCGGCGACAACGGGAGGAGUUCCUCUCGAUCAACGCGGAGCAAGGCCUGUACUUCACUCCCCGAGUUUACGACGGUUUCAUGCUGCUCCUGCAACGAGCCAAGGCAAUCGCACUCGCGGCAGAGAGGGGGGACUACAACCCGGACAUCAACAGUGGCGACGAUACGCCUGGAACGCCUCACGGGGAGGUGGUUCCCGAGGAAGGCGAUGACGGUGCAAUACAAGGCCUCGACGACGCUAUUCUAGCAGGCGCAACGACAACACCAACCGCCGAGGGCAGCAACGAUCACGGUCCCGAGAAGAAGGGGGGGCAGGAUGGCAACAGCGGCGGCGGAGGAAACGAAGACGGGGAGCGUUCGGAAUGCUCGACACGCCCGGCAAGCGCUCUGUCAUCGAGCGAAGGCGGCGACGACGAUGGCAGCGGUAGCAACGACGGGCAAGACAACGAGGACGACGACGAAGGGGGAAAGGGUGAAGCGAAGGACCCGAGCCACGGGAGCAACGCCGGCGACGUCACGGUCGAGCCGACGGGGGUAGAAGGCCAAGGAAAAUCGGCAAUGGCGGGAGCAGAGGAAGGAGAGCGGGGAGUAGAGCAAGAGGUGGGAAGGGACGAAGAUGGCACGACGAAAGCAUUCGCUGAGAAGGACGGCGGUAGUGGUGGUGGUAGUGGCGGUGGAGAAGACCAAGCGAGUGCGGAAAGCCUUCUUCGCGGUAUGCUCGAGAGGCUGGACUGCGGAGAGUGGGACGGUGACGUGAAUACCGUCCUAGACGCCAUCGACGGCCUGACCAGAUGGAUUCCGGUUCCGCCGCCGCCGCCGCCGCCGCCGCCGUCCGCUGGAAUGGACGAAAAUGAUGGAGUGCCUGCCACUCCCGGAGCAGAAGACUUGGCGGACCCGGAUGCAGAUGGCACUCGGCGAGGCGAUAGAGAUGACGAAAGAAUGAGUGCGGCUUCUGAGGACGGAGAUGAUGCAGAUGAUGACGACGACGAAGAAGAGGAAGAAGAGGAGGAAGAAGAGGAAGAUGAAGAAGAAGAGGACGAGGAGGGAGACGAGGACGAUGUCGGCGACGAUGAGGAGGAGGGGCCGCAGCACCCCGUGUUCGCGGAGCAAAGGGCCCUGACAGCGCAGUGGCGCCGCCUCGUGCUGGAUGCACAGCUCGAGCCAGAGACGGACGAGUGCCUCGAGCUCAUGCGCGAGACGGUCGGGAACAUGGUCGCGGGUAUCCCCGGCGCGAUGGAACGGGCUCGCCGAGACUCCGCGCUGGUGGCGGGGGGGAAAUCAGCGGCAGGUGGAAAAUCAGCAGCAGUAGCAGCAACAGCAGCAGAUUUGAAAACGCCGCGAGGAGGCGUUCUGGGAUUCGACGAGGACUCGAUCGCGAACUGGGCCGCGGCGUGCCCGGGCGACGUAUCCACACGUGAAACCGACGCCAGAGAGGGCGGACCGCAGGCGCGCGCGGCAGCAGCGGCGAAGGCCGGCAACCCCAAGGCCAGUUUCCUGGCCCUAGCGUACGGCGAGGUGUCUUCCCGAGUCGCCGCCGCCGCCGAGAGCUUCGAGACCAGUUUGUCCGAAGGCGAAGGUGCGCGCAGGGAGGUCGUGGCUGCUGCCCGCCGAGCCGCUGUGCUAGAGGGGCCCGACGGUCUUCUGAGCGGGAGAGAUGCGGCCGCCCGCAGCGGCGAUGGUACCGGCGGCAGCCGCGGCGGUGCCAGCAGGGGAGACAGCCGUGGUCCGAGAUCACCAUCACCAUCACCACCACCGCCACCGCUCUCUCGGCUGGGCGCUCUCAAGUGGGAAGAUGUAGAGGGUAGACGUAUUCUCUUGCACGUUGAUCUCUCGAAGGGGGUGACGCCGGAAGAUGGCACUUACGGGGGUAGCCUCGGCGGGGGGGGUGGCGAUGGUAUAGGUCACGAUGGUACGGACGGCGGCACUGGUCAACAGGAGUUUCCGAAACAGGUGCGGUUGGUGGCAGAACAGGUGCGGGAAGUGCUGUCGGCAAAGCCCGCUGCUGUGGCAAUUGUGUCCGAGAUGGCUCCGCCUGCUCUCGCCACUGCCGUCGCCCCCGCGACCGCCACCCUCAACAUCAAUAACUCAGAGGAUGUCGACAAGCAGAAAAAUUCUUCCCAGAGCCAACCAUUGGCGGGACCAGAAACGCAACAACAAGAACAACAACCGUCAGCACAGCACCCUCCCGCCGGUGAUCCAACAGCCGCUCAAACGUUGUCGUCGAGUCCCGAGUCUGGCUCCCUCCGUGCCUCCGCCGCCGCGGUGUCGAGUCUUCUCGGCAUGGAAGUCGACUUCUAUGACACCGUGCCGGAGCUAGCAGCGGCGCUGGAGCGGUGUGCAGCAGCAGGAGGAAGAGGAGGAGGAGGUUUACCAGGCGCCGGUGGCGGGGAUGAUGUCGGGGCCGGGUCGGACGGCUUGCCGCCGUUCGGGAUGGUGCCGCUGAUGAUGGCCGAGAGGCUGAGCUUACCGGGAGUUGUACCGGCCCCGCCGGUGGAUGAACCCGAGCUCAGCGACGGCGAGGAGGAGCGGCUCCCGGACUUCUCGUGGGAAGGCGAAGAGGCUGAAGCGGCCGCCGAACACGCCAAGGAGAUCGAAGCAGCGCGUCUGAAGGUACAGGGUCCCGGGGAAGGAGACCUCGGUGAGCUCCUAGCCGGCGUGGUGGAUGUGGCGGUGAUGGACGCGCCGAGAGCGUUGUACGAGCCGCGCCGGAAGCUGCCUUGGGGUCCGGUGCCUACGACCGGUCUCACCGUUGCUGGGUCAGGUGUUCACGGAGAUAUAACCGCCAUGGCGUACCUUACCGAGGCCUCGGACAGGCCUCUUCUGGCAGUAGUCGGCGGAGGUAGCCUCGAACCGCGGCUGAAGCUCAUCGACGGCCUCCUGGACCUGGUCGACACUCUCGCAAUAGGAGGCGGGUUAGCCGCCACCUUCGUCGCGGCUUCGUCGACUGAGGCAGCAACGGCAAGUGGGUGGAAGGAGGAGGGUGCGGUAGAUGCCAGCGGCAGCAGCGGCAACAAUACCCAAAGCACCGCGGAAGCGCAAGAAGCAGAGGCAGCAGCGGAUGCAAGAAAACGGCCAAAGGCCAGGAAGAAUAGAUGGACUGGCAAGGGCACGGCGGGGAAGCCUCGCGAUCCCCUCGAUGUGGUAGAGGCGGCGAGGAGACUCUUGGUCAAGGCCCGAAAACGAGGGGUAGAGGUUAUUCUUCCGUCGGAUUUCGUGGUUGGUGACAUCGAGGUAGAUGAAAACGGGCCCCUGCCGGGACAAUUCCUUUCUGGAGACGCAGGCCCGGACAACGACGACGAAGACAACGACAACAACGACAACGGCAACGAUAGUACCGCUGGCAGCGUUGCACCAGGCGGCGAAGGUGCGGGUGCCGACGGGGUUACGGACGUGGCGGCCCUGGACGUGGAGCCGGAAGACGCGGCCAUGGGAUUCGAGUACGAGGGCGAGACCAUGGAUGUUUCACUCGAAGACGGCAUUCCCAAGGGUUUCCACCCCAUGGAUGUCGGGCCCCAGACAACCGCUGCUUUCCGGGACGCCGUCGGCCGCGCGCGAGCGGUGCUCUGGCAUGGCAUGCUCGGUGUGGCGGAGUGCUCGGCCUUCCAGUUCGGGACGAGGGACGUGUUGGAGGCCGCAAUAUCUGCCCACGACAACGACGAGAUGCGGGAGGCGGGGACGUCACCGGUCGUGAUCUUGUGCGGGAGGUCUCUCGGAGAAUGGGCCGGCCGCUUCGCUGAGGGGGACGAGGGCGACGGCGACGAUGUUCCUCCCCUGGGGUCGGGGUCGGGCGUGUCUCACAUAUGCACAGAUCCCGUGUUGUGUUCGAGGGUGCUGGAGGGAAGGAUAGUUCCAGGGCUGUCGCAGCUGAGCGAAAGGGACCCGCCCCCGGGAGACGCAAACCUCGGCAACGUGUUGAGGAGAGGACCGUUCGGGGAAGAAGAUGAGGACGACGACGACGAGGAUGGGAGUACCGAUGCGGGCUCCUCCAGUUCUUGA
This is a messenger RNA of Ectocarpus siliculosus, 6408 nucleotides long. The record is from the annotation of a GenBank genome assembly. NCBI's taxonomy places the organism in Eukaryota, Phaeophyceae, Ectocarpales, Ectocarpaceae.